This is a messenger RNA of Cokeromyces recurvatus, 816 nucleotides long. RefSeq lists its product as uncharacterized. The transcript has 2 exons. Lineage: Eukaryota; Fungi; Mucoromycota; Mucoromycetes; Mucorales; Mucoraceae. The record is from RefSeq and is a predicted model, not a curated record. The coding region runs from base 282 to 548 and encodes 88 amino acids.
UUUUUUUUUUUUUUUUUUUAACAGCCAACAGAAACUUUGAAAAAAAGUAUACCUGACGUUACAUUAAAAUCUUUUUCUCUUUCUUUUCUUUUAAUAAAUAAAAUUCCUUAAUCGUAUUCGCUAUUGACUAGAAUAAGGCGGUUAUCCUUGAUUUGGUUGAAUUUCAUCUGCAGCAAUAACUUAUUAUUCAAACUCAGGAAUACAGGGCCAUUUGGUGCUUUAUUUUUUUUUUUCCUCACCCUUCCCUCCUUUCAUGGAAUAAAAGAUUCCUUGUAUUAUAAAUGCCUCUUACAAAGCCUCCACCUCCACCUCCAAAACCAACAUUCGAUGAACCAUCAACCCCAACUGAUUUUAAUGAAAAAUUUAAAGUAAAAGAAACAACAAAGUACAUGAAUCCUUGUGCAAUAGAAGAAAAGCAAAGCAUGAAAUGUCUUGAUGAAAAUAAUUAUGAUAAAAGGAAAUGCGAUUAUUUUUUUAUGCAAUAUAAAGAAUGUAAAAAGAAAUGGAUGGAAAGCAGACGUGCACUUCGUAGAUCCGGUCAACUUUAGAGAUAGUAUAUCUUAUUAUUUCCCCAAACCUAAUUUUCUGAAGUAGCUUGAUUACAGUUAUAAGAAUAAAACAAAUUGAAAAUAUUCAACUGAAUGCAAUUUAAUCACUACAGAAUGGCUAUAUAAAUUACUACAAUAUAUAAAUAUCCAAAUAAAAUCAUAAAGUGUUGAAUGUGUUUUUUUUUCGAAAUUAGAAGUUUAUUUUUUUUUUAAUACUUUAUGAGCAAAAAAAAAAAAAUGGAUGAUUAAAUGACUUAAUCAAAGAGAC